This is a messenger RNA of Cylindrotheca closterium, 438 nucleotides long. NCBI's taxonomy places the organism in Eukaryota, Bacillariophyta, Bacillariophyceae, Bacillariales, Bacillariaceae. The record is from the annotation of a GenBank genome assembly.
AUGAGCAUUGCACUCGACAAAUACUUUGCAGCUUUGAAACUCGAAACAGGAAUGAGCAACUUCACUAUUGUCCAAGACCGUGCUUUGCGAAGAAGAAUCAGCCCUACCCCGAAGCAAAAUAACCCACAACAAGCCCUCAGAGACGCACUAACAAAAACAUCAGCCUCAAAGUUUUCCAUGGAUGAAUGCGAUGAGCCUCUCUAUUGUCCUACGCGCCGAUUAAGUUCAGCAGGUCUGGGCUCUGCCUCCGAAAGCUUAAGCUCUGAUUCACUUGGAGCGCUGGUGAACAUCGAUGACUCUUACCGAACACCACCUUCAAGCAAAGAUGAGUUUGUAUUUGAGCAAGCAGCAGAUUCGAGAUGGUCGUCCGCAACAUUGCAAAAGAAACACGAUCACCUCAUGCAUUCACGAGUUUCAUCUAGAAUUAGCAGAGGGUAA